Sporisorium graminicola is the source of this 741-nucleotide messenger RNA. RefSeq lists its product as uncharacterized. Gene Ontology annotation, cellular component: cytosol; preribosome, large subunit precursor; nucleolus. Gene Ontology annotation, molecular function: ribosomal large subunit binding. NCBI's taxonomy places the organism in Eukaryota, Fungi, Basidiomycota, Ustilaginomycetes, Ustilaginales, Ustilaginaceae. The transcript is spliced from 2 exons. Gene Ontology annotation, biological process: maturation of LSU-rRNA; maturation of 5.8S rRNA; assembly of large subunit precursor of preribosome. The record is from RefSeq and is a predicted model, not a curated record. Bases 1 to 741 code for a protein of 246 amino acids.
AUGGCUGUUCGUUGUCAAUUCGAGAACUCGUCCGAGAUCGGCGUGUUCGCACGCCUCACCAACGGCUACUGCCUCGUCGCCAUCGGAGGCAGUGCCAACUUCUACUCGACGUUCGAGGCCGAGCUGGCCGAUGUGAUCCCCGUUGUCCACUGCUCCAUCGCAGGCACGCGUCUGGUCGGUCGUCUCACCGUCGGCAACCGUCACGGUCUGCUCGUGCCCUCGACAACCACCGACCAGGAGUUGCAGCAUUUGAGGAAUUCGUUGCCCGAGUCCGUGGCGAUUCAGCGUGUAGAAGAGCGUCUCUCUGCGCUUGGGAACGUCAUUGCUUGCAAUGACUACGUCGCAUUAGUCCACCCGGACCUGGACCGCGAAACGGAAGAAAUCAUUGCCGAUGUGCUCAAGGUCGAAGUAUUCCGCCAAACCGUCGGCGACAACGUGCUGGUCGGCUCGUACUCUGCCAUCUCGAAUCAGGGCGCCCUCACGCACCCACGAACAUCUCUGCAAGACCAGGACGAGCUCUCGUCUCUCCUCCAAGUGCCCCUUGUUGCAGGAACCGUCAACCGCGGUUCUGACCUGAUCGGCGCUGGACUGGUGGUCAACGACUUUGCCGCUUUCUGUGGCACCGACGCAACCGCCACAGAGAUCAGUGUCAUCGAAAGCGUCUUCAAGCUCAGUGGUGCCCAGAACGGCGGCGAUACCGUCAACGAGCUCAGAGAUGCUCUCGUCGAUACCUACGCUUAA